This is a messenger RNA of Penaeus vannamei (Pacific white shrimp), 3837 nucleotides long. Lineage: Eukaryota; Metazoa; Arthropoda; Malacostraca; Decapoda; Penaeidae. The record is from RefSeq and is a predicted model, not a curated record.
UUUUCAGGAAACAGCAAAAAGUUAGCUAAGGCGGCUGCAGCACGACAAGCGCUAAGCAAACUCUAUGGUGUUAUUGCCUCGACACCUUCUGCCGUACUCCACCACAUGCCAAUCUCCACUAUGCCUAAUCUCCACAUGCCACAGACGUUAGCCGACAAUAUUGCCAAAAUGGUGUGUGACAAAUUUUUAGAACUCACGUCGGGUAAUCCAACACUUGCGAAGAGAAAGGUUUUGGCAGGGAUCGUGAUGACAAACGAGGAAAAUCUAGAGGACAUGAAGGUGAUCAGUGUGGCUACAGGUACAAAAUGUAUCAAUGGAGAACACCUUAGUCUGAAGGGCCAGUGCAUAAAUGAUUGUCAUGCCGAAGUUGUGGCUCGCAGAUGUCUUGUGCACUUCCUCUUCUCGCAGCUUGAAAAGCUAGCAGACACCACUGAAAAUGGUGUUCCUGAAGAUAGUAUAUUUGAGAGCUUGGAGGAAACCAAAGGUUAUAGAGUGAAGUCUCAGUACAAGUUCCACUUGUAUAUCAACACUGCUCCAUGUGGUGAUGCAAGAAUCUUUGCUCCCCAUGAAGAAGAAGCAGACCAGACAGAUCGCCACCCUAAUAGGCAAAGCCGUGGGUUGUUACGCACAAAGAUAGAAUCCGGGGAAGGUACAAUUCCAAUAAAGGCUGGUGCUGACAACAUCCAAACCUGGGAUGGAGUACUUCAGGGUGAGCGUCUACGCACAAUGUCAUGUUCAGACAAGAUUGCGCGCUGGAAUAUUGUUGGUCUGCAGGGAGCUCUGGCAGCCCAUUUCCUAGACCCAGUCUAUCUGGAAUCCAUUGUUAUAGGUUCUCUAUUCAGUGCAUCACACAUGUACAGGGCUGUCUGUGGGAGAAUAGAACAAACUAUUCAAGGACUGCCACCACCAUACAGAUUAAACCAGCCAAGAAUGAACCAGGGUAGCUCAACAGAAUCGAGACAGCCGCAGAAAGCCCCUACCAUAUCUGUCAACUGGGACUGCGAAGAAAGUCAGCUUGAGGUCCUCAAUGCCAUGACUGGCCGACAGGAAGGGGAAAACAGUUCCCGGUUGUGCAAAAGGAAAUUCUUAACAAGAUUUAUGAGUCUUAUUGAACGCCUUCCUUCCAUGACAGAAGUAGAUCCAGGGGCAGCCAAGCACCUCUCCUAUGGGGAAGUUAAAGCUUUAUCUAAUAAGUAUCAGACAAGCAAGAGAGCCAUGAUUUCAGGAUUUGCUCGUGCUGGUCUCGGACAGUGGAUUGGCAAGCCCAUGGAAGAAGAUAGUUUUUAUAUAUAAAUUUUAAUUCAUUCUCAUAUUAUGUAUUUGUGUGACUUUUCUCCUCUUUGUCAGUUUUGUAAAGGUUAUAUAAUAGGAGACAGUUAUUGCCCAUACAGCAUUGUUCCUAUCCCAGUUCAGGUUACGCUGUUGUUAACACAAUAGGCUUAUAGCUGCUGUUAGUAGAAAGCUUAUGGACUGCAAAAGGUCAUGAUACUUAUUGGGAGUCAGAUAUGGGCUUGAAUAUUCACAAAAUAUCUAUAGACAUUUCUUCAAAUAGGUUUUUUCAUAGGUGUGUUUUACGGUUAUUUGAUUUUGGGAAGUGAUUGUGCAUGUUGUUGAAUAUUUGCCAAAACAAAGACCUCUUCUUGAUAUCUGCUUUUUAAGUCCGUCUCUUGGAACAUAAAUUGUGUUAUUUUAUUUGAAAAACAGGUUGUAGUGCUAAAAAAAAAUAAAAAAUAAAUAAAAAAAAGCUAAUGCUAAAGUUGUAAGGUCUAGAGAUUUUUAUAAAAAGGAAAAAAUCCAUUUGAAUAUAAUUCCCUGUCUUGAAUUGCUUUAAUAUUUGAAGUUCAAAAGAUUUUUUCUUUCUCUUCUUUGAGCAUGCCAAAUCUCUAUUUUUAAAGCUAGGUAGGUAUCAGAUAUUUCUAUUUUGAAUUUUUUUUAUUGAAUGUGGUAUGAAAAAGGCUACAAAAAUUGCCAGUCCACUUAAAGUUUACAAGCGAUCCAGUUUAUUGAGUUUAAGCAGAUGUUUCUUUUGUCAUUCUUACUGCUACUCCUCCCAUGUCAUUGCAUUUAAAUCUCAUGACAACUUAACAGUGUUAAGGCUCUUCUUAAAUUAUUAAGAUGUAAAAUGCUCAGUCUUGUUUAUAGAUAACACUCAAUCCUUGCAAGUUAUGCAAUCACUUUUUUAUUGUGUGGUUACAUACUGUUAUUUGUUUAUUUAGAAUCUUCUCCCCAAGGGCUAAAGCAUGCCAAAAACACAGGACAAAUGGUCUUCAUGUAAUUUUUUUUUUUUUUUUUUUUUUUUUUUUUUUUUUUUUUUCCCUGUGCAUUUGUCAGUCUAACUCACGAAGGUGUUAGAGUGUCAAGCAAUUCCUUAAGGGUUUGACCAUCCCAUAAGUCAUGGGUCAUGUAAUGUUACUUUGGACCAGUGUAUAUAAAUGCCUGCUAGGUAUUGUUAUACCUUUUUGUAUAUGAUUAGCAUUGUUGCCCCCCCCCCCCCCCUCCCCAUGUGGGAAAGAGAUAAUUGUGUGGAUUUUUAGUUUGAUCUCUCAGUUGAACAUUACUUCUUUUUUAUUUUUAAAAGACAACAUUUGAGUACAGCCAAGGUCUGUCAUGUAUCUAAGUGUCAAAACUUUUUAGUAAAUAGAUAGUGUAUAGUGUAUCUAAGCGUGCUACUGUGAUCAGUUUGUUCUAGUGCUCUUUUUUCAUAUGUAACUUUUUUUAGUACGUAUAUUUUUUAAUUACAUUUUGAACUUUUUCUUUUCUUUUGAAAUAAGCUAGUUUCUUUAUAUUUUUUAAUCACAAUUUAAUGUUAUGUAAGUAAAAAAUGAAAAAUGAAUUUAUAUCAAGUUUUUGUUUGAUACUUUCAUAUCUCACUAAAGGUUGAAAAUAAUGUUAAAAGAUUUCACCAUUCUGAGUUAAAUACUUAAAAGAUGUAGCAAUAAUAUUUGUUUUAUAGUAAAGAGUAAGAAUUUUAAGGGAUAACACCAGUGGACCACAUAGCUUCACCAUUUCAUUAUGUAUGUGAUUUGGUUGUGCUUAGGUUUGACAAACAUCAUAUUUUAAACUUAGCUAUUCAGACCAUAUUGUGUAAUUUUUUUGCAGGGUCACAAUAUACGUAUCUAAUUUAAACAUUUUGUAAAGUCCAAUGUGCCACAUAUAAUGCAAAGUGUUUAAUUUUCCAGUAAGUAAUAUUGAUUGAUGAGGAAGAAGGACUAGCAAGUUCAAGAUGGCAUUCAAUCAGUUACCUUAUUUAGAUUACUUUAGUAUUGACUGCAAGUGUACUGUUUGGUGUUAAAUUCCUUGCAAGAAGGUAAAAGUUGUUAAGGCCUUAGUUGUAAACCACUUGGCUUGUUUAAAUACACAAGAAAUCGUGGAGGAAUUUGUUUAAAUCCUUAAGAAAUCUUGGAGGAAUUUGUUUAAUUCUGAAGAAAUUGGGCAGUAAUAGCUGUUAUGGAAAAAGAUGCCUUAUCACAUUGUUUUUUAAUGAAAAGAAUUAGAAAAAGAAUGUUUAUUUGUAGUUAAGCUCAUCAACUUACAAUUUGAACAAAUGUGUGAAGAAACUUUACUGUUUGACUCGGGAGAGGGUUUAUGAAUUGAUGUUAGAAAGCCAUCCCACAAAGAUACAAUUAAAUACAAAGGAAGAGAAAAAGCUAAUACACUCAUGAGAAGAGAGAAAUGAGCUGUUUAAAUUUAGCAACAAUUUUGAAAAAGUUUGGUUUGUUUGUAUUUGUUAAUAAGUUGGACAUAAAUUUCAAUGAUAAGUCAUUCAUGGCAAUAUGAAUAUCUAAAAUUAUGUGUCAUUUUCUAAGUUAAUCACUGAAUAAACAGUUUUAAGAAUCA